AUGGUGGAAUAUGACCCAGAGUUGGGUGUCCCCGUCAUUGUCUACACCGGGGUGUACCUGAAGGGUAACGAGGCGGCCGUGGCGGCGCACGGCCUGCACCCUCCGGACCACGACCCUGGGACGCGCUUUGUGGAGCGGCAGUUGGGGGCGGUGCCUGCAGACCCUGACGACCCCGACCUGACCCACUGGGUGAAGCUGCCCAGCUCUGUCGCGGGGCUGCCGCCCGCCGGCGUAGGCAUCUCCUGCUGGCGCGACCCCUUCUGCCUGCAGCGCCCCGCUGCAGCUGGCGGGGCGGGCGACUACUGGGUGUUCCUGCUGGCCAGUGGCAUACGCGGCAGGGGCGGCGCGGUGCUGCGGUUCCGCAGCAGGCACCUGACACACGGCUGGGAGUUUGACGGAAUCCUGGCACAAGGCGACAAUGCGGCGCUCGGCAUCAAGGGGCAGGACUGGGAGUGCCCAAUCCUCGCCCGCCUGCCGCCCCGCGGCGCCGCCGCCGCCGCCGCUCCCCCCGCCCUGCCAGCCCCUGCCGCGGGCGUGCGUGCCGAAAAGGCUGCCAUGAAGGCCGCUGCCAAGGCCGGCAAGUCGGGGCCGCUGCUGCUGCCAUGCAGCGCCAGCGGCGCGAGCCUCGACAGUGCCGGCGGCGGCGGCGCGAGCAGCACCUCGCUGCCCCGCACGCCGCUCAUCAGCGCCGACGCCGCGCCGCCGUGCCACCCGCUUUCGAGCGCCGCGAGCGGCGACGACGGCGCGAGUGUCGGGGCGGGGACGUUGGUGGUCGGGGAGGGCGGCGCGCCCGGCGCGGGGUGGUCCGACGGCGGCGCCCUGACGGCGCCCGUCCUGGCCGCCGCGGCCGCGGACGGCGGCACGGCGUGCUGCAGCGGCCUGCUGGCUGACGCCGCGAGCCGGAUGGAGUCAGGAUGA
This is a messenger RNA of Monoraphidium neglectum, 918 nucleotides long. RefSeq names its product glycoside-hydrolase-like protein. NCBI's taxonomy places the organism in Eukaryota, Viridiplantae, Chlorophyta, Chlorophyceae, Sphaeropleales, Selenastraceae. The coding region runs from base 1 to 918 and encodes 305 amino acids. The record is from RefSeq and is a predicted model, not a curated record. The transcript is spliced from 5 exons.